AUGGACGCGUCAACAGGACCAGGAGCCCCUUUAAAUGUCAGCUUGUCUGAGGAUGGACAAUAUGCUGCCCAUGUGAGUGGAAAGAGCCUAGUUGUUCACUCAAAUGUAGCUUCGGACAAGGAAUUACACAUCGCAAGAAUCAAAGAGAUUCCACUCAAAUCACUGAAGUACUUCAAUGUGGAAAGGUCUCCUGGUGCAUCAAAUGAUGAGAUUGCCUCUCGGCGGCGACUCCUGUCCGCAAACGACACCCGAAUCUCGGUCUGGCAGCUCACUCCGCUUGAAAUAUUCGCCGAAAUUGAAAGCAUCGAACCGGGGGCAUUAGCUGUCGAUUUUGGCGCCGAUGAGAAUGAAGUUCUUGUGUUUCAUGCGUGGAACACUAAACUCAGUGUCCACUCAUUAGUGGCCGGGCGCAGCUCAGUCAUUAAAACACCAAAGUUUGCCCAUCAUUUCGGGUAUGGUUAUCGCAUAAAAACCAGGCAUCUCGCCAUCAUACUGAAACCAGAGACUUCAGAUCUACUGACUGUCCACGAACCCCGGUCUUACGAGCUUGUCAACAAAACUGUGCUUCCAACCAUUGAUGCACAGGGUUUGAAAUGGAGCCCGGAUGGGAAAUGGAUUGCCAUCUGGGACAUCGCUAGUGCAGGCACAAAAGUGCUAGUGUUCACAGCGGAUGGUCAACUUUUCAGGACGUAUUCCGGACCGUCUGGGUUGGACGAUUCCUUCGAUCUCGGGGUGAAACAGAUUGAAUGGAGCCCUCCCCACCAGGGAAUUUGUGGAAUACUAGCCGUGGGAAAGGUCAACGGGAAUAUUGACUUGCUCCGAACUCUCACGUUCUCUUCCGCAACAACACUCUCACAUGUGUUCCCAACAGACCAACAGUGUCCCAAUAUUUGGCGCGAGCGAUACACCAGUGCUGCAGGGGACGCCGAAUAUGCCGAGGCAUCCUGCUCCUCUGCAUUAAGCAUGAGUCCGGAGUCGGCAGGGCCAUCACGUGGCGUCUUGACAAUGACCUUUAGCCCAGACGGUCGCCUCCUUGCGACUGUUGACACUGCACGUCAGAAUGUCGUCUGGAUUUGGUCACUAGAGGGCACCCCAAAACUCGCAUCAGCUCUAGUUCACGAGCAACCUGUUCGACAGAUUGUUUGGCAUCCUUCGACACCACAACUCUUGAUUAACACUAUCACAAAUACAUUGCCUGCCAUUCGAUGGUGGUCCCCACAGGAUCAUCCAUUGAUCACCAGGGUUCCUGUUCAAAGGAGCGAGAGUGGAAAAUAUGAUGUGAAAUGGGUUGCAGGAUCAAAUACAGACUCGUCAUUCUGGUUCAACUCACCAGAACAACAUGUUAUUGGGUACCUGUCUACCCGCGACGGUGCUGUUGAGUUUGAGGUGUUGAACUCAGUGAGCAGCAAGACGAGUUAG
Penicillium robsamsonii is the source of this 1419-nucleotide messenger RNA. RefSeq names its product WD40 repeat domain-containing protein. Lineage: Eukaryota; Fungi; Ascomycota; Eurotiomycetes; Eurotiales; Aspergillaceae. Gene Ontology annotation, biological process: protein localization to mitotic spindle pole body; microtubule anchoring at mitotic spindle pole body; mitotic sister chromatid segregation. Gene Ontology annotation, cellular component: MWP complex; mitotic spindle; microtubule organizing center. The coding region runs from base 1 to 1419 and encodes 472 amino acids. The transcript is spliced from 3 exons. Gene Ontology annotation, molecular function: protein binding. The record is from RefSeq and is a predicted model, not a curated record.